Molecule: messenger RNA, 8126 nt
Organism: Lontra canadensis (Northern American river otter)
Lineage: Eukaryota; Metazoa; Chordata; Mammalia; Carnivora; Mustelidae
Gene: ABCA2
Product: ATP binding cassette subfamily A member 2
Exons: 48
Coding region: 77-7348 (2423 amino acids)
Biological process (GO): transmembrane transport; lipid transport
Cellular component (GO): intracellular membrane-bounded organelle; membrane
Molecular function (GO): ABC-type transporter activity; ATP hydrolysis activity; lipid carrier activity
Source: RefSeq, a predicted model, not a curated record
GCGGCGGGCGGCGGGGCCGGCGGGGCGCGCAGAGGAGCGGGCCGCGGCGCGAGGGCGGCCGGAGCGCGGCCCCGCCAUGGGCUUCCUGCACCAGCUGCAGCUGCUGCUCUGGAAGAACGUGACGCUGAAGCGCCGGAGCCCGUGGGUCUUGGCCUUUGAGAUCUUCAUUCCUCUGGUUCUCUUCUUCAUCCUACUGGGGCUUCGGCAGAAGAAACCGACGAUCUCUGUGAAAGAAGUCUCUUUCUACACAGCGGCGCCCCUCACCUCCGCGGGCCUCCUGCCUGUCAUGCAGUCUCUGUGCCCAGACGGCCAGCGAGACGAGUUCGGGUUCCUGCAGUACGCCAACUCCACGGUCACUCAGCUGCUGGAGAGCCUCAACCGUGUGGUGGAGGAGGGCAACCUGUUUGACCCGGCGCGGCCCAGCUUGGGCUCGGAGCUCGAGGCCCUGCGCCAGCACCUGGAGGCCCUCCGCUCUGGCCCGGACCCCUGGGAGAGCCACCUGGACAGACCUACAGUGUCGUCCUUCUCUCUGGGCUCGGUGGCCAGGGACCCACGGGAGCUCUGGCGUUUCCUGAUGCAGAAUCUGUCGCUCCCUAAUAGCACAGCCCAGGCACUCCUGGCUGCCCGGGUGGACCUGCCGGAGGUCUAUCACCUGCUUUUUGGCCCUUCCCCUGCCCUGGAUAUGGGGUCAGGACUCCCCAGGGUUCGGGAGCCCUGGAGCCGCCUGGGUAGCAAUCCCCUAUUCCGGAUGGAGGAGCUGCUGUUGGCCCCCGCCCUCCUGGAGCAACUGACGUGUGCACAGGGCUCCGGGGAGCUGGGCCGGGUCCUCACUGUGCCCCAGGGUCAGCAGACUGCGCUGCAGAGCUACCGGGACGCCGUCUGCAGUGGGCAGGCUGCUGCCCGUGCCCAGCGCUUUUCUAGGCUGGCUGCUGAGCUCCACAACCAGCUGGAUGUGGCCAAGAUUGCCCAGCAGCUGGGCCUGGAUGCCUCCAACGCCUCGGCUCCCCAGCAGCAGCCAGCACCCCCGCAGCGGCUGCAGGUGCUGCUGGAGGACCUGCUGGACGCCCAGAAAGUUCUGCAGGAUGUGGAUGUCCUCUCGGCCCUGGCCCUGCUGCUGCCCCAGGGCGCCUGCGCCGGACGUGCCCCGGGGCCCCCAGCCAGCAGCCCUGGAAGGACAGUGAACGGCACCGGGGCAGCAGGGGGCACGAGCUCCAACUCCUCUGCGGAGGAGGGCGCCCGGGCCGCGGCAGCCCCGGCCUCCUCAGAUGCGCUGCAGGGUCAGUGCUCCGCCUUCGUGCAGCUCUGGGCCGGCCUGCAGCCCAUCCUGUGUGGCAACAACCGCACCAUCGAGCCCGAGGCGCUGCGGCGGGGCAACAUGAGCUCCCUGGGCUUCACGAGCAAGGAGCAGCGGAACUUGGGGCUCCUCGUGCACCUUAUGACCAGCAAUCCCAAGAUCCUGUAUGCACCAGCGGGCUCCGAGGCGGACCGCGUCAUCCUCAAGGCCAACGAGACCUUUGCCUUUGUAGGCAACGUGACCCACUACGCCCAAGUGUGGCUCAACAUCUCCGCGGAGAUCCGCAGCUUCCUGGAGCAGGGCAGGCUGCAGAGGCACCUUCGCUGGCUGCAGGAGUAUGUGGCAGAGCUGCGGCUGCACCCCGAGGCCCUGAACCUGUCCCUGGAGGAGCUGCCGCCCGCCCUGCGUCAGGACAACUUCUCGCUGCCCAAUGGCUCGGCCCUCCUGCAGCAGCUGGACACCAUUGACAACGCGGCCUGUGGCUGGAUCCAGUUCAUGUCGAAGGUGAGUGUGGACAUCUUCAAGGGUUUUCCCGACGAAGAGAGCAUCGUCAACUAUACCCUCAACCAGGCCUACCAGGACAAUGUCACCGUGUUCGCCAGCGUGAUCUUCCAGACCCGCAAGGACGGCUCCCUGCCGCCCCACGUGCACUACAAGAUCCGCCAAAACUCCAGCUUCACCGAGAAAACCAAUGAGAUCCGCCGGGCCUACUGGCGGCCAGGGCCCAACACCGGCGGCCGCUUCUACUUCCUGUACGGCUUCGUCUGGAUCCAGGACAUGAUGGAGCGCGCCAUCAUCAACACCUUCGUGGGACACGACGUGGUGGAACCCGGCAACUAUGUGCAGAUGUUUCCCUACCCCUGCUACACACGAGACGACUUCCUGUUUGUCAUUGAGCAUAUGAUGCCACUCUGCAUGGUGAUUUCCUGGGUCUACUCGGUGGCCAUGACCAUCCAGCACAUUGUAGCAGAGAAGGAGCACCGGCUGAAGGAGGUGAUGAAGACCAUGGGACUGAACAACGCGGUGCACUGGGUGGCCUGGUUCAUCACCGGCUUCGUACAGCUGUCCAUCUCCGUGACGGCUCUCACGGCCAUCCUCAAGUACGGCCAAGUGCUCAUGCACAGCCACGUGUUCAUCAUCUGGCUCUUCCUGGCCGUCUAUGCCGUGGCCACCAUCAUGUUCUGCUUCCUGGUGUCCGUGCUGUACUCCAAGGCCAAGCUGGCCUCGGCCUGCGGUGGCAUCAUCUACUUCCUGAGCUACGUGCCCUACAUGUAUGUGGCAAUCCGUGAGGAGGUGGCCCAUGACAAGAUUACUGCCUUUGAGAAGUGCAUUGCGUCCCUGAUGUCCACAACAGCCUUCGGCCUGGGCUCCAAGUACUUUGCGCUGUACGAGGUGGCCGGCGUGGGCAUCCAGUGGCACACGUUCAGCCAGUCGCCCGUGGAAGGCGACGACUUCAACCUGCUCCUGGCUGUCACCAUGCUGAUGGUGGACGCCGCCGUCUAUGGCGUGCUCACGUGGUACAUUGAGGCUGUCCACCCAGGCAUGUACGGGCUGCCCCGGCCCUGGUACUUCCCACUGCAGAAGUCCUACUGGCUGGGCAGCGGGCGCGCGGAGGCCUGGGAGUGGAGCUGGCCGUGGGCGCACGCCCCCCGGCUCAGUGUCAUGGAGGAGGACCAGGCCUGUGCUAUGGAGACCCGGCGCUUGGAGGAGAUGCGGGGCAUGGAGGAGGAGCCCACCCACCUGCCGCUGGUGGUCUGCGUGGACAAGCUCACCAAGGUCUACAAGAACGACAAGAAGCUGGCUCUUAACAGGCUGAGCUUGAACCUCUACGAGAACCAGGUGGUGUCCUUCCUGGGCCACAACGGGGCCGGCAAGACAACUACCAUGUCCAUCCUUACUGGCUUGUUCCCACCGACCUCGGGGUCGGCCACCAUCUAUGGGCACGACAUCCGCACGGAGAUGGACGAGAUCCGCAAGAACCUGGGCAUGUGUCCGCAGCACAACGUGCUCUUUGACCGGCUCACGGUGGAGGAGCACCUCUGGUUCUACUCGAGGCUCAAGAGCAUGGCACAGGAGGAGAUCCGCAAGGAGAUGGACAAGAUGAUCGAGGACCUGGAGUUGUCCAAUAAGCGGCACUCGCUGGUGCAGACACUGUCGGGCGGCAUGAAGCGCAAACUCUCCGUGGCCAUUGCCUUCGUGGGUGGCUCGCGCGCCAUCAUCCUGGACGAGCCCACUGCAGGCGUGGACCCUUACGCACGCCGAGCCAUCUGGGACCUCAUCCUCAAGUACAAGCCGGGCCGCACCAUCCUGCUGUCCACCCACCAUAUGGAUGAGGCCGACCUGCUCGGGGACCGCAUCGCCAUCAUCUCCCACGGGAAGCUCAAGUGCUGUGGCUCCCCGCUCUUCCUCAAGGGUGCCUACGGGGACGGCUACCGCCUCACUCUGGUCAAGCGGCCUGCUGAGGCCGGGGACCCCCAAGAGCCAGGACUGCCAGCCAGCCCCCCCGGCCGCACCCAGCUGAGCAGCUGCUCGGAGCCCCAGGUCUCCCAGUUCAUCCGCAAGCACGUGGCCUCCUGUCUCCUGGUCUCCGACACGAGCACAGAGCUCUCCUACAUCCUGCCUAGCGAGGCCGCCAAGAAGGGGGCCUUCGAGCGUCUCUUCCAGCACCUGGAGCAGAGUCUGGAUGCGCUGCACCUGAGCAGCUUUGGGCUGAUGGACACCACGUUGGAGGAGGUGUUCCUCAAGGUGUCGGAGGAGGACCAGUCUCUGGAGAACAGCGAGGCCGACGUGAAGGAGUCCAGGAAAGACGCUCUCCCCGGGGCAGAGGGUCCGGCCUCGCUGGGGGAGGCGCGCGCUGGCGGCCUGGCCCGGUGCGCAGAGCUGGCGCAGUCCCAGGUUUCCCUGCAGUCCGCGUCCUCCGUGGGCUCUGCCCGCGGCGACGAGGGAGCCCCCUACGCGGACAUCUGUGGCGACUACCGCCCGCUCCUUGGCAACCCACAGGACCCCGACAACGUCAGCCUGCAAGGCGCCGAGGCGGAAGCCCUCGCGCGGGCGGGCCGGGGCAGCCGCAAGCUGGAGGGCUGGUGGCUGAAGGUGCGCCAGUUCCACGGGCUGCUGGUCAAGCGCUUCCACUGCGCCCGCCGCAACUCCAAGGCGCUGUCCUCCCAGAUCCUGCUCCCCGCCUUCUUCGUCUGCGUGGCCAUGACCGUGGCCCUCUCCGUCCCUGAGAUCGGUGACCUGCCCCCACUGGUCCUGUCACCCUCCCAGUACCACAACUAUACCCAGCCCCGCGGCAACUUCAUCCCCUACGCCAACGAGGAGCGCCCGGAGGACCGAUUGCGACUGUCGCCGGACGCCAGCCCCCAGCAGCUCGUGAGCACGUUCCGGCUGCCGUCGGGUGUGGGCGCCACCUGUGUGCUCAAGUCUCCCGCCAACGGCUCCCUGGGGCCCGUGCUGAACCUGAGCAGCGGCGAGUCCCGCCUGCUGGCCGCGGCGUUCUUUGACAGCAUGUGCCUGGAGUCCUUCUCACAGGGGCUGCCGCUGUCCAACUUCGUGCCUCCCCCGCCCUCCCCCGCUCCGUCUGACUCCCCUGUGUCCCCAGAGGAGGACCCGCUGCAGGCCUGGAAUGCUUCGCUGCCCCCCACCUCUGGGCCAGACAACUGGACGUCGGCGCCCUCCUUGCCACGCCUGGUGCGGGAGCCCAUCCGCUGCACCUGUUCUGCACAGGGCACUGGCUUCUCCUGCCCGGGUGGUGUGGGUGGACAUCCACCCCAGAUGCGGGUGGUCACCGGAGACAUCCUGACCGACGUCACCGGCCACAAUGUCUCCGAGUACCUGCUCUUCACCUCCGACCGCUUUCGGCUACACCGGUAUGGGGCCAUCACCUUUGGCAACGUCCAGAAGUCCAUCCCGGCGUCGUUCGGUGCCCGGGCCCCAGUCAUGGUGCGGAAGAUCGCCGUGCGCCGGGCAGCCCAGGUUUUCUACAACAACAAGGGCUACCACAGCAUGCCCACCUACCUCAACAGCCUCAACAAUGCUAUCCUGCGGGCCAACCUGCCCAAGAGCAAGGGGAACCCCGCGGCCUAUGGCAUCACUGUCACCAACCACCCCAUGAACAAGACGAGUGCCAGCCUCUCCCUGGAUUACCUGCUGCAGGGCACGGACGUGGUCAUUGCCAUCUUCAUCAUCGUGGCCAUGUCCUUCGUCCCAGCCAGCUUUGUGGUCUUCCUGGUGGCGGAGAAGUCCACCAAGGCAAAGCACCUGCAGUUUGUCAGCGGCUGUAACCCCGUCAUCUACUGGCUCGCCAACUACGUGUGGGACAUGCUUAACUACCUGGUCCCAGCCACCUGCUGCGUCAUCAUCCUGUUCGUGUUUGACUUGCCAGCGUACACGUCACCCACCAACUUCCCUGCCGUGCUCUCUCUCUUCCUGCUCUAUGGGUGGUCUAUCACCCCCAUCAUGUACCCGGCCUCCUUCUGGUUCGAGGUACCCAGCUCAGCCUACGUGUUUCUCAUUGUCAUCAAUCUCUUCAUUGGCAUCACGGCCACCGUGGCCACCUUCCUGCUGCAGCUCUUUGAGCAUGACAAGGACUUGAAGGUGGUCAACAGUUACCUGAAAAGCUGCUUCCUCAUCUUUCCCAACUACAACCUGGGCCACGGGCUCAUGGAGAUGGCCUACAACGAGUACAUCAACGAGUACUAUGCCAAGAUUGGCCAGUUUGACAAGAUGAAGUCCCCGUUCGAGUGGGACAUUGUCACCAGGGGGCUGGUGGCCAUGACAGUUGAAGGCUUUGUCGGCUUCUUCCUCACCAUCAUGUGCCAGUACAACUUCCUGCGGCAGCCACAGCGUAUGCCGGUGUCCACCAAACCUGUGGAGGACGAUGUGGACGUGGCCAGCGAGCGGCAGCGCGUGCUGCGGGGGGAUGCUGACAAUGACAUGGUCAAGAUCGAGAACCUGACCAAGGUGUACAAGUCGCGGAAGACCGGCCGCAUCCUGGCCGUGGAUCGCCUGUGCCUGGGCGUGCGUCCUGGCGAGUGCUUUGGCCUCCUAGGCGUGAACGGCGCCGGCAAGACCAGCACCUUCAAGAUGCUGACCGGUGACGAGAGCACAACGGGGGGCGAGGCCUUUGUCAACGGGCACAGCGUGCUCAAGGAGCUGCUCCAGGUGCAGCAGAGUCUGGGGUACUGCCCGCAGUUCGACGCCCUGUUCGACGAGCUCACCGCCCGGGAACACCUGCAGCUGUACACGCGGCUCCGCGGCAUCCCCUGGAAGGACGAGGCGCGGGUGGUGAAGUGGGCCCUGGAGAAGCUGGAGCUGAGCAAGUACGCGGACAAGCCCGCGGGCACCUACAGCGGCGGCAACAAGCGCAAGCUGUCCACGGCCAUCGCCCUCAUCGGGUACCCCGCCUUCAUCUUCCUGGACGAGCCCACCACAGGCAUGGACCCCAAGGCCCGGCGUUUCCUCUGGAACCUCAUUCUGGACCUCAUCAAGACGGGGCGCUCGGUGGUGCUCACGUCGCACAGCAUGGAGGAGUGCGAGGCGCUGUGCACGCGUCUGGCCAUCAUGGUGAACGGGCGCCUGCGCUGUCUGGGCAGCAUCCAGCACCUGAAGAACAGGUUUGGAGACGGCUACAUGAUCACCGUAAGGACCAAGAGCAGCCAGAACGUGAAGGACGUGGUGCGGUUCUUCAACCGGAACUUUCCGGAGGCGGUGCUCAAGGUGGGCGGGGCCCCAGGGGUGGGGCUCGGGGGCCUGCUGAGCGGCCUCGGGCCAGGAUCCCGCCGCUGGCUCACCACCACCCCCACCGGCCAGGUGUUCGUGAACUUUGCCAAGAAGCAGAGUGACAACCUGGAGCAGCAGGAGACUGAGCCACCCUCGGCCCUGCGGUCGCCCCUGGGCCGCCUGCUCAGCCUCUUCCGGCCACGGCCAGCCCCCACGGAGUUAAGGGCCCUGGUGGCCGAUGAGCCCGAGGACCUGGACACGGAGGACGAGGGCCUCAUCAGCUUCGAGGAGGAGCGGGCCCAGCUCUCCUUCAAUACAGACACACUCUGCUGACCACCAGGUGCUGGCUCAAGGACAUGCUGUGGGGACAGAAGUCAGGCGGUGGCCGAGGCCCCACCCCAGUGCCCACCCCACUGGGCCCCACCCCAGUGCCCGCCCACAAGGCCCUGGAACGGGAGGUCCAGGACCAAGGGCUUCCUGCCCCCUCCAGCCCCUCACCUGUCCUCAGCCCUGCCUGAGGCCACUGCGCUGCCCUCCCCUGAUUGUGCCAAAGGUCGGCCUGGCCCUGGGCUACACACACCCUCACCCUGCUCUGCCUUAAAGCCUUGGGGUCUGGCUGGCCCCUAGUCUCUGCCCCUGUCCAGCUCUGCCCGCCACCCCUCGGACCACUGGGGUGACACAGGCCACCAGGUACCAGCAGACUCUGCUCGCCAGGCCUGAUGUCCUGAAUGGGCUUUGCUCUGACCCCAGGACUGAUGGGCUGGUCUGGGGCUGAGGCCAGGACUGGGUUGGUCCCGUCCCCAGGCCCUUAUUUAUUUUGCUUUAGGAAGAGGCUUCCUCCUCUUGCUGUCCUGCACGGCAGCCCCCACCUGAGGGAAGCCGUGGGCGUGGGCCAGGGAGGGGACGACUCCGGGUGGCAGGCCGGGUGGCAGGAAUGGAGAAGCUGGCCCCACUGGCCAACAAGGGCCGGAUCCCCUCCCCAUCCCCUCCAGCUGCCACUGCUCUCCCGCCCAGCUUGGCCCCCCUGCACACCCACCCACCCGGGAGCCGGACCUGUACAUAGCGCACAGAUGUUUGUUUUAAAAUAAAUAAACAAAAAAGCCCAUGCUGG